CAGACAAACCAGUUUGUUAUCCAGUGAACCACGCCCCGAGCUGAUUCCUUUAUAUCUCUAAUUUUAAUAUAAAUGGUUGAAUCGGACCUUCAGUCACAUGAUCCCCAGUAACUACAACACUGUGUGCAGUGGUGGAAAGUAACUAAGACUCGUUCACCCCUUCGGCUGCUGUUUGAAACUGUUUCUCACAGAUGAACACGAUGGAUCUCAGCGACGCUCUCGGAGGCCCCCCCCCUCCCAGCUGGCCAGGUCAGCCCAACCCCACCUGGCCCGGAGGCUCAUCUGCAGGAGGAGGAGGCGUGUGGCCCGGGGGUAACCCUCCACCGCAACCCACUGCACCUGGAGGAUGGCCCAGUUCUGGACCUGGACAAGUCCCUGGACCUGGAGGAUGGCCCAGUUCUGGACCUGGACAAGUCCCUGGACCUGGAGGAUGGCCUAGUCCUGCAACUGGACCUGGACCUGCACCUGGAGGAUGGCCCAGUUCUGCACCUGGACCAGUCCCUGGACCUGGAGGAUGGCCUAGUCCUGCAACUGGACCUGGACCUGUACCUGGAGGAUGGCCCAGUCCUGCACAGGGACCUGGACCUGUACCUGGAGGAUGGCCCAGUCCUGCACAGGGACCUGGACCUGGACCUGGAGGAUGGCCCAGUCCUGCACAGGGACCUGGACCUGGACCUGGACCUGGACCCACCUUCCCAUCUGCUCCUCAGCAGAAUCUGUCGGUUCCGUUCCAUCAGAAUCUUCCAAAUGGAGUUUAUGACAAACUGCUGAUCACCAUCGCUGGAACCGUCAAACACAACCCUAACAAGUUCACCGUGGAUCUGUUGGCGUCCAAGGAUUUAGCGUUUCACUUCAACCCUCGCUUCAAUGACUACGGGAAGAAGGUGCUGGUCAGAAACAGCUUCAUCGGAGGGAGUUGGGGCAAAGAGGAGAGGGAGGUGAAACACUUCCCCUUCGUCCCGGGUCAGGCGUUCGAGAUUAAGAUCAUGUGCACCAACACAGAGUUCAAAGUGGCCGUCAACAACUCUCACCUGCUGGAAUACAAACACCGGGUCCGCGACCUCAGAUCCAUCAACAGCAUCGGCAUCAACUAUGACCUCACCCUGUCCAAGUUCCAUAUGGAGACCGUGUCCUGAGACAGAUCCCCAGAUCCACUGGAGAUCCACUGAGGAUCUAAGGGUUGGGCGGCCAGAUGUGAUGUGGAGAUCAAGUCAUUUAUAAAAAAUCCUUCAAUAAAAUGAUACUAUAUCUGUAAUAGAAGAACUAGAAUGUAUUAGAUCUACUGUAGAUCCUCAGUGGAUCCUCAGUAGCUCCUCAGUGGAUCCUCAGUAGAUCCUCAGUAGAUCCUCAGUGGAUCCUCAAUGGAUCCUCAGUAGAUCCUCAGUAGAUCCUCAGCGGAUCCUCAGUAGCUCCUCAGUAGCUCCUCAGUAGAUCCUCAGUGGAUCCUCAGUAGAUCCUCAGUAGAUCAACAAUGGAUCCUCAGUAGAUCCUCAGUAGCUCCUCAGUAGAUCCUCAGUAGAUCCUCAGUAGCUCCUCAGUAGAUCCUCAGUGGAUCCUCAGUGGAUCCUCAGUAGAUCCUCAGUAGAUCCUCAGUAGAUCCUCAGUGGAUCCUCAGUAGAUCCUCAGUAGAUCCUCAGUAGAUCAACAGUGGAUCCUCAGUAGAUCCUCAGUAGCUCCUCAGUAGAUCCUCAGUAGCUCCUCAGUAGAUCAUCAGUAGAUCCUCAGUGGAUCCUCAGUAGAUCCUCAGUAGAUCCUCAGUGGAUCCUCAGUAGAUCCUCAGUAGAUCCUCAGUGGAUCCUCAAUGGAUCCUCAGUAGAUCCUCAGUAGCUCCUCAGUAGAUCCUCAGUAGCUCCUCAGUAGCUCCUCAGUAGAUCCUCAGUGGAUCCUCAGUGGAUCCUCAGUGGAUCCUCCUGUAGCUGUGUGUUCUUCAGUUGGAACUCGUAUGAUUCACACAAAUAAAUGGUUCCUCUUCAA
Pleuronectes platessa (European plaice) is the source of this 1974-nucleotide messenger RNA. RefSeq names its product lectin, galactoside binding soluble 3b (gene lgals3b). The transcript has 7 exons. Gene Ontology annotation, biological process: positive regulation of calcium ion import; monocyte chemotaxis; negative regulation of extrinsic apoptotic signaling pathway. Lineage: Eukaryota; Metazoa; Chordata; Actinopteri; Pleuronectiformes; Pleuronectidae. Gene Ontology annotation, molecular function: carbohydrate binding; IgE binding; laminin binding. Gene Ontology annotation, cellular component: nucleus; immunological synapse. The record is from RefSeq and is a predicted model, not a curated record. Bases 192 to 1136 code for a protein of 314 amino acids.